This is a messenger RNA of Dreissena polymorpha, 990 nucleotides long. Its product is annotated as nucleoredoxin-like. NCBI's taxonomy places the organism in Eukaryota, Metazoa, Mollusca, Bivalvia, Myida, Dreissenidae. The record is from RefSeq and is a predicted model, not a curated record. The transcript has 4 exons. Bases 319 to 753 code for a protein of 144 amino acids.
ACAUUUAGGGUAAUUAACAACUUCAUCGGAAGUAUUGCUCGCAGUCAUUAAUGUUUUCUGAACCAAAGUGACUACAUAUGACAUAUUUUCCAAUAUAAGACUUCGCAGGUCUCCCGAGGCGUCACUCGACAGUAAUCGACGUUAAAGAUAAUUCUAGCUAAGUAAUCAUUCAGUGGACUAUCACAAAUGGUGUUCGGUUUCAACUGAUCUUUUCUUGGAAGUUAUGGUUGAAGACUAUUACGUCUAUGCGAAUAACAAUAAUAGCAAUUUCCUGCGAAGAACACGACUCAAUUGUUGCUGCUGCAGCUUGGUUCCAAGAUGUCACAGAAGGACAGCAACAUUCUCGAUCUGCUGAAAGGAAACCUGGUAAAAGGCGACAAAGACUUUGAGCUAACGGACGAAGAGUGUAUAGGCUUUUAUUUCUCCGCAAUGUGGUGCCCCCCAUGCCGCGGGUUCACACCUAAACUGGUGUCAUUUUAUAACAAGGUCAAAUGCCAAGGAGAAAAGUUCGAGAUCAUCUUCAUGAGUGGUGACUUUGACGAGGAAACAUUCCAUGAGUACUACGCAGAGAUGCCAUGGGCGGCACUGAAGUUUGACCUUUCAUCGAUAAAGGAUACAAUUUCGGAGAAGUUCAACAUUAUCGGGAUACCAAACCUGGUUAUAGUGGAUAAAGCCGGAAACCUCAUUACAACCAACGGCAGAGGCGCCGUGCUGAAACAGUUCGGGGAAACAGUCAGUCUUACGUGGACAUAGGGAACCAGUAUGUUACAUAUAGACAGGCGUUCACGAACAUCUGAGUAUUCGCUUAAUAUCAAGAAUUGUGUCAACCAGGAACAUAUUAUUUGAUAGUUAUUCAAGUAAAUUGUAAGGAACGAACAAUUAUAAACGCUUACUUAAUAAUAUUUAUAUUUUGAUGAAUUUAACCUUUAUUUUUUUGUAUAUUUCUUGAAAUAAUUUCGGGCCCAUAUACGCCAAGUUAAUUAGUUUCUA